This is a messenger RNA of Lachancea fermentati, 906 nucleotides long. The record is from the annotation of a GenBank genome assembly. Lineage: Eukaryota; Fungi; Ascomycota; Saccharomycetes; Saccharomycetales; Saccharomycetaceae.
AUGGUUUCUGAAGCAGAAUUAUUGAAAUCUUAUCCUCAAACGUGUGCUCCCGGAUCAUUGCCAGGCACACCCGGUAAUUUGACUGAUGAGCAACAAAAGGCUCUUGAAGAAUUCAAAAAGGUUCUCUCUGAAGCUGGAUACACGCAACGCUUGGAUGAAUCGACUUUACUUCGUUUCCUAAGAGCUCGUAAGUUCGACAUCCCAGCUGCCAAAUUGAUGUACGAGAACUGUGAAAAAUGGAGAAAAGAAUACGGUGUAGACACCAUAUUUGAAGACUUCCACUAUGAGGAAAAACCAUUGGUUGCGAAGUACUACCCACAGUAUUACCACAAGACUGACAAGGAAGGUCGCCCAGUUUACAUUGAAGAGCUGGGAUCAGUCAACUUGACCGAGAUGUACAAGAUCACUACACAAGAGCGCAUGUUGAAGAACUUGGUUUGGGAGUACGAAUCUUUCGUCAGAUACAGGUUGCCUGCUUGCUCUAGAAAGUUUGGCUACCUGGUCGAGACUUCGUGCACUAUCUUGGACUUGAAGGGCAUCUCUAUUUCCGCUGCUGCUCAAGUUCUAAGCUACGUCAGAGAAGCUUCCUACAUUGGCCAAAACUACUACCCGGAACGUAUGGGUAAGUUUUACUUGAUCAAUGCGCCAUUCGGCUUCUCUACCGCUUUCCGCCUUUUUAAGCCAUUCUUAGAUCCCGUCACGGUUUCUAAAAUCUUCAUCCUAGGCUCUUCUUACCAAAAAGAUCUUUUGAAACAGAUUCCUGCUGAAAACUUGCCAGUCAAGUUCGGGGGUAAAUCUGAAGUGAGCGAUGCAGAGGGUGGCUUGUACCUCUCUGAUGUCGGUCCUUGGAGAGAUCCCCAGUAUAUUGGACCUGAGGGUGAAGCCCCAAAGGCUUUCGAUAUCUAA